UAUUUAAACUAAGCAUUUUGUGUACAUGUGCUGUCACAAAAUGUUAAAGCUUGAUAUGCCCGAUGAUCACCUAGACAAGGCGAUAUGCUGACAUCACAUGCAGACAGUCAUUACAAGAGACCUUGAGAAUCCGCCUCUGGCCGCUCCUCCUUCAUUGACAGCCCGUGUAAUCUCCAACCUGUUGGUUAUUUCUGCUCCUCUCGACGAGCUUAAUCUGUCCAGACUGCAGCGGGCUUUUGGCAGGAGAGUCAGAGCGGGGCAUCUUUUGCGCACUUGUCUCUAGUUUCUGCAAGAGACAAAAAUCGUGCUGGAGUUACAGACCUGAAGAAAUCCCUGUAGAAGCUCACACAGAAAUGGGGCGAAAGGAGGGCGACUAUGAUUGGAAAAAGAGCACGGAUAACAUCCAGGAUGUGUUUGAAUUCAUGGAUGUGCUUGGAACGGGAGCGUUCUCAGAGGUCUUCAUGGUGAAGGAGAGGAAAACAGGGAAGCUUUUUGCUAUGAAGUGUGUGAAGAAGAAAAACAAAAGGGACAUCAACCUGGAGAAUGAAAUCGCUGUGUUGCGGAAGAUCAAACACGACAAUGUGGUUUGCUUGGAGGAUUUCUAUGAAAGUCGGACGCAUUACUACCUGGUCAUGCAGCUAGUUUCAGGCGGUGAGCUGUUUGACCGGAUCCUGGACCGGGGGAUGUUCUCAGAGUUGGAUGCCAGUCAGGUCAUCAAACAGGUGCUGGAGGCAGUCGGCUACCUGCACAAAAACGGCAUAGUACACCGUGAUCUCAAGCCAGAGAAUCUGCUCUACUACAGCCCUGAUGAAAACUCUAAGAUCAUGAUCAGUGAUUUCGGCCUCUCUAAGAUGGAAGACCAUGGCGUCAUGUCCACGGCCUGUGGGACUCCAGGAUAUGUCGCCCCUGAAGUGUUGGCUCAGAAACCCUACAGCAAAGCUGUUGACUGCUGGUCUAUUGGAGUCAUCACCUACAUCCUUCUCUGUGGAUAUCCUCCUUUCUACGAAGAAACCGAGACUCGUCUGUUUUCUAAAAUCAUGAAGGCACAGUAUGAGUUCGACUCGCCCUUCUGGGAUGAAAUCUCUGACUCUGCAAAGGACUUCAUCCGCAACAUGAUGCAGAAGAAUCCUAAGAUGCGGUAUGAUACAGAUCAGGCUCUCAGACACCCUUGGAUUAUAGGAAAGACGGCUCGGAGUCAGGACAUCUACCAUUCCGUCAGUGAGCAGAUCCAGAAAAACUUUGCCAAGUCCAAGUGGAAGCAAGCCUUCAACGCUACAGUGGCUAUUCGUCAGAUGAAGAAGCUGCAGCUGGCCCACUCUCAGACCUGUCUGAAGCAGAUCCCUCCAACUGUGCCUGAGAUCAAGGUCAUCGCGACAUCCACACCUGAAUCCGUGCGCAAGAAGCCGUUCGCCGAGACCCCCGAACAAAACGGCAACGUGCUCGUUAAUCAGAUGAACUUGCCGUCCAGCUCCACAGAGUCAAAAAGUCAGUUCCACCCGGUCCGGGUCAGUCACAGCGAGACCACACAUGUUGGGACCCUCACCAUUGCAGAGAAGGGCAAACAUGUGUAUCACUCGGAGCCAGCUGAUCUAAAUGGGUACGCAAAAAGAAGCUCCAACCGAAACGGGCAGAACCUGCAGACUGGUGUUUGCUCUGUCAUGUGAUUGGCUGCACUGGAACUUUGUGAUUUUGACAGGUCUGUGACCUUUCACCCAGCCACUAGCUGCUUUCUGUGGGCAGGUCCUGCUGCUCUGCUCUGGUCAAGAGUGUUGGCAAGACAGCUGGCCACUGACCCGCACCACUCUGAAAUAAUGAAGUUUAGGGGAGUGCCUCCAUAUCUGCUCACACACAGACACACACACAUGCUCACAGAGCACAAAUACAACUUGUCACACACUCACAAAUGACACAGUAUCCAUGUAAACUCAGAGACCUCACCUCAAACUUUGUAUUUUCCCUUGAGGAAACAGUUUCAUUAUCAAGGACAAUUAAACUCUCUGUAUUAAAACAUUUGGAGCAGGGGUCCGUGUUACUGGACGCUUAUGUAAGGAGUAUUAAUUAUGUGCUAUUGUACAUAUACUUCUGUGAUGCAUGGCUAGUUAGUAAUGUGCAAUAAUGUGUACUGCAGAAAUGUGUGUAAAACACUGUAAGCUUAUCGAUAUUAGAUUGUACAUCGCUGGAAUAAGACACUAACUGAAGUUCCAGCCUUUACUUUAUUAGUUAAAUAGGUUUUUUGGUAAUUUAUUUAGAGUGAAGGUUUAUUUUUCUAAUGCAGAAAUAAUUAUUGUACGUUUAUCCAUUAUAUUUUUUUGUCAUAAUAAAGCAGAUUAAAAUGAUUUAACGCCUUUUCCCACCACCAUUGUGAGACUAGCCCUUGUUUUGUGCACUAUAAUGCAGUACUAUACGUGACACACAUGAACUUUACUGUUAGAAAUACUGUACUCCAACUAAUUAUCUUGUAAGAGAUUAUAAUUAAGUGUCCUCUGAACUACAGAAAGGGUUAAUGUUUGUGUAGACUGCUAUGCUGUCAAUGCUUUGUGCAAUAUUUUUACCAAUAAACACUCAGAUUCAUCA
Megalobrama amblycephala (Wuchang bream) is the source of this 2574-nucleotide messenger RNA. It is a transcript of the gene camk1gb, whose product is annotated as calcium/calmodulin-dependent protein kinase IGb. The coding region runs from base 354 to 1664 and encodes 436 amino acids. NCBI's taxonomy places the organism in Eukaryota, Metazoa, Chordata, Actinopteri, Cypriniformes, Xenocyprididae. Gene Ontology annotation, biological process: peptidyl-serine phosphorylation. Gene Ontology annotation, molecular function: calcium/calmodulin-dependent protein kinase activity; ATP binding; calmodulin binding. Gene Ontology annotation, cellular component: intracellular anatomical structure. The record is from RefSeq and is a predicted model, not a curated record. The transcript has 14 exons.